Messenger RNA from Drosophila serrata, 2796 nucleotides. RefSeq names its product Dpr-interacting protein epsilon (gene DIP-epsilon). Gene Ontology annotation, cellular component: neuron projection. NCBI's taxonomy places the organism in Eukaryota, Metazoa, Arthropoda, Insecta, Diptera, Drosophilidae. The record is from RefSeq and is a predicted model, not a curated record.
CCGUCUCGUUGUUCUAUUUAUAAAUUGAUUUGCUUAUAUUUCUUGUAAGCUGCAGCCACGCAUCCAGCCCCCGGACAUUGCAACGAAAAGCGAUAAACAACAAUAAAACGAUUUAAAUUAUAUGUGAAACGUUUAUGAAAACUCACAACUGCUUCAAUAAACAGAAAUCUCAAAGACUUUAAUUAAAAACAUGAUACAACAUAUUUUGGCGAAGUAAUUGAUUAACAUAGUUUGCUUGCAUAAUUUAUAAGCCAGACAAGAGUAAAUAAAAUCGAAAUCCAUUCAUCGGCCAAAAUGUUAAACUGUUUUGAAGCGCUUUUUGUGAUUUUGUGUGUGGGCCUGGGAUGUCUACUUUUUACAACUCAGGCUCUGAGCACCGAUACCGGAAGUGAUGGCAGUGCCGGCAGCAUCGGCGGAUCAACCCUGAAUAAUGUCAUCAGCGAAGAUCCCGAGUUCACAGAUGUCAUAGAGAACAUAACAGUGCCUGCUGGGCGAAAUGUCAAGCUGGCUUGUUCGGUCAAGAACCUGGGCUCCUACAAGGUGGCGUGGAUGCAUUUCGAGCAAUCGGCCAUUCUCACCGUGCACAAUCAUGUGAUAACGCGUAAUCCGAGGAUAAGUGUCACCCACGAUAAGCACGACAAGCACCGCACCUGGUUCCUGCACAUCAACAAUGUCCAGGAGGAGGACAAGGGCAGAUACAUGUGCCAGAUCAAUACGGUGACGGCCAAGACCCAAUAUGGCUUCGUCAAAGUGGUUGUGCCACCCAACAUAGACGACGCCCUGACCUCCAGUGACGUCAUAGUGCGCGAGGGCGAUAACGUGACGCUGCGCUGCAAGGCGAAAGGCAGCCCAGAGCCAAGCAUCAAGUGGAAGCGGGAUGACGGUAACAAAAUAGUAAUCAACAAGACACUCGAGGUGAGUGACUUGGAGACGGACUCGCUUGAAUUGGAGCGGAUCUCGCGUUUGCACAUGGGUGCCUACUUGUGCAUAGCCUCGAACGGAGUUCCUCCCAGCGUGUCCAAGCGCAUCAAAGUCAGCGUAGACUUCUCGCCGAUGGUCUGGAUCCCGCAUCAACUGGUCGGCAUACCCAUGGGAUUCAACAUCACCCUGGAGUGUUUCAUCGAGGCAAACCCCACCUCGCUCAACUAUUGGACCCGCGAAAAUGAGCAAAUGAUCACUGAGUCAUCGAAGUACAAGACCGAAACGAUUCCGGGCCAUCCGUCGUACAAGGCGACCAUGCGACUGACCAUUAUCAACGUGGAGAGCAGCGACUAUGGGAACUACAAGUGUGUCGCCAAAAAUCCUCGGGGCGACACGGACGGCAACAUAAAGCUCUACAUGUCAAGUCCGCCGACCACACAACCGCCGCCCACAACCACAACGCUGCGGCGUACAACAACGACGACAACGGCAAACACGCUGGAUGGCUACCACAAUACCCCGCUGAACGGGAUCGGCGGCGACGGGCCAACAAAUUCGGUGAUUGUGAUUGACAAAUCGGGCAACAAAUAUCAAUCGAACCUGAACGACAUUGGCAAGUCGGAGCAGAAGCUGACGGGCAACAGUCCCAAGGGCUACGACUGGUCCAAGGACAAGGGCAGCGGGAGCCGGAGCCUCCCCUUGCGCCCUACUGCUGGCUCCUUGCGCUCUGUGCGCUGCUGGGUACGCACUGGCGGGCUUAGAGGACUACGGACACACACAUAGAAAUCGUAUUAAUAAAGUGCCAUUAAAAACAAAUCGAAAUUAAAAGUGAACAACGCACCCGAAAAGCCGAAAAAAUGAACUGUAGCGGAGCGGAUGAUAAACCAUAAAAACUAUGUACUUAAUUAAGCAAAUGGUUGCGCUAACGAAGUCAUGCUUUGGUUUACCCUUUUGCUAGACAUAAAUAUUGGAUUUUGUUUGGCGCAAUAGCCCGCUGCGUGCGGGUGUUAUUCAAAAAUGUGUUGGCCAAACAAAGGCAGUAAAUUAAUUAACCGAGUUGACUCACACCCAAGCCGACUAGGCACACCCUAUCGCAAGGUAUAGAUGGGGGCUUGCUCAUUCCCACAGAUGCAAUUUUUCAUGCAUUAUUUCCAUAUUUUCACCACUUUAGUUGCGUUCCCAAUGAUAUCAUCAUACUGGUAAAGGGUAUGCCCAGUUCGGUGCCAAAGCAACCAAAGCAACAUAUGAUUUUAGCACAGUCAGUCGUAAACACACAAAUACAUUCUGGUUAGUUAGUCGAAACAUAAAUUAAUUUAAUUGCAAAAAAGCGAAAUAAAUACACAUUUCAAAUGUUGCCAAAUUGUUAAAAUACAAAGCACAGGAUACACACACACACACACUCACGAAUUGUAAAUAAAAACGCAUACGCAUGAAUAAAACCAAAUACAAUUGUAAAUUAUGUACUCGUUAUAGGCGUCUCAGCGAUUGCCCACUUCAGCGAGGAUAGGCAGGAAGCAAUUUAUGAUAUAGGAACUCAAAGACAUAACAAAAAAAGAACCCAUAUAACAGGCACGCGAGACAGUAUUAAUCAAAAGCCAAUUAAUAAAGAGAUGAAAGCAAAUACGAAAUACAAAACACUGUUGAUAAACACCUAAGUUAGUUGGCGAGUUCGAGUGGGUUUUAAUUAUAUAUCAGUUUAUUUGAACCAAAGGUAAGCCAGCGGCCAACAUAAGUACGUUCUAAACUAUACAUAUACAAAUACAAAUAUAUUUAAAUACAUAUAUCAUAGGCCUUAGUUUGUGUUUCUAAACGAUAAGAGUGAUAAUGUACAUUUAAAGAAAUUUGUCCCCGAACGGAGCAAGCCAGCAAGCAGCC